AUGUCUAAAUGCGAGAUUGAGUGUUGUGACAAAGGAAUAGUGAUUGAUGGAAAAUGCCUUUGCGAUAUAGGGGCAUUUGGUGAUGAGUGCUUUGAUAAUUUAUAAGACAUUUACAAAGCACCCUAUUACACAUUCUAAGGUGUAUACUGUGCAGCUUUUGUUUUUAUACUCUUUAUAACAAUUCGUCAAUUCUAGGCCUCUUUAAAGACAUCCAAAAUUCCAUCUUAUUACACUUGUUUGCAGUAUGCCUUUGCUUUAAUAGGGUCCCCUUAGAAUUUUAUCCUUGUUCUGACAAUCGUAAUGUCAACGUGUAAACUGAUAUGGCUGAUCCUGGAUCCCUUUGAAAUAUACAAAGGGAGGACAAUAGUAAUCGAGAGGCUGUUGUCAGAGGUGGUUUACACAUUGCUAUUUUACAUAUACGGAUGUCUGUUGAUCGUGUGGUACACAAUGUAUGAUGAGAUCUCCUUCAAUGUUUAUCAGGACAAGGAGAAGAGGAAGUUCAUCUUCAAAUAUUACAAGGAAACAUUGAAGUUCAGACUCUUCGUAGUCUUCUUGGUCCAGAUUUCAGUCAGUACCAUGAAUGGGCUAAGGAAAGGAGUCUAAUACCCUGCGUUUUUGAUGUUCUGUUAUUUAUUCCUCUUGGUCAAUUUCUUCAUCUUUAUCUUUGAAUUUCUGAUUUAUGGACGAUCUCUUUAGAAGUGCAUCAGGGAAUAGAUUCACAAUUGCAAAAGGUAAUACCUCGAAUAGCAGAAGAAUAAUGUUGAUCAAAUUGAAUAAGUGCCCUAAAACGAUAGUAUUUGUAAGUCUCCAGAAUCAAUGCAAAGGUAUCUCAGAGUGUCCAUGUAAGUGAGUAAUGAGGAUAAGAAAAGCGAAAUAAGAGAUGAAAUAAAAGAGGAUGUUAAAUAGAUUGAACAGGUCAAACCAAAAUUAGGAGUUACAAAAAUUAAAUCAGUUUCAUUUGCUACAACAUUCAUCAAAGGCAUGCGUGGUUCAACCUUCUUUCGAUAGGAAAGUCAAAAACAAUUGAAAUCACUCUAAAAUAAAGAUAAAAGGCUUGAUCCAAAUCUAAACCAUAUUGAGAAUGAAUUCUAAGAAGAGUAACCAGGUGAGGAGAUAAAUAGUUGUUGUCUAAAGGAGGACCAAUAGAAUGAUAUCAAAUGGGAAAAUGAUGAUGAUAGAUAAACCUAUCAAGAAACAAUCAAAUUGUAGAUUAAAGCUGUGAAAGAAACCAAACAAAUGGCUGAAAAACGAAAAUAAUAGGAAACAUUGACUCCAAAAUAAAAAUCAAAAAAUGCCAAUAAACAACUAAAUUACAUCACUAAUAGCAUUUAAGACUAAAAGACUUAGUAACUUCGCUAUCAAUCUGAUGAGCACUAAGAGAAGUACAAUAACAAAUCAGCUAAUUUGAUAGUAGAUGGACAGAUCUUAUUUAAGAUACAAUUAUUGGUGUAUUUUGGAAUUAUUUUAGAAAUCUUGUUUGGAGUAUUGAGUAUUACAGUACUACUAACUGAUUUAGUAAGAAAUCCUCUUGGACAACUCACAUAUUUGUAUGGGUCAUCAACACUGCAAUUUUUUUCUUUGAUUACAGUUCUGAAAUUGUUUCAAGACAUUAAAAGCCAAGAAAUCAAGAAUCUAAUAUGGAUUUAAAAAGUAGGUAGUAAAAAGAACAAAAUUAAUCAACAUUUUAUAUUCUCGAUUCCAAAAGAUUAAAAGGAAGAUGAACAACAAUAAAAAUUAGAAUAGAGAAUAAAUAUGAUUACUCUAUAUUGA
Paramecium tetraurelia is the source of this 1770-nucleotide messenger RNA. RefSeq lists its product as uncharacterized. The record is from RefSeq and is a predicted model, not a curated record. The transcript has 4 exons. NCBI's taxonomy places the organism in Eukaryota, Ciliophora, Oligohymenophorea, Peniculida, Parameciidae.